Formica exsecta is the source of this 3042-nucleotide messenger RNA. It is a transcript of the gene FAR1, whose product is annotated as putative fatty acyl-CoA reductase CG5065. The record is from RefSeq and is a predicted model, not a curated record. Gene Ontology annotation, biological process: long-chain fatty-acyl-CoA metabolic process. Lineage: Eukaryota; Metazoa; Arthropoda; Insecta; Hymenoptera; Formicidae. The transcript is spliced from 7 exons. Gene Ontology annotation, molecular function: alcohol-forming very long-chain fatty acyl-CoA reductase (NADP+) activity. Bases 1009 to 2559 code for a protein of 516 amino acids. Gene Ontology annotation, cellular component: peroxisome.
UAACGGUUACAUUCUUUUGAUAUUUAAAAUAAGAAGUCAGAUUGUGGAAUUCUUUUAGAUGUCAAUUAUAUGAUGUCUUUCUUUCCUCUAAAAUCGACGCAUUGGAGGACUUAUUGAUAUCAUAAUAUUAUCAUUUUGAUGGUGUUUUCGGAAGUCCGACUCUUAAACUUGAGUACUUUAUGAAUUUCUUUUGAUAACAUAUUGCUCACUGGGUAAGUAUAAUUAUAUUUGCGCAUUCAUAACCGUAAUUAUGCAUCAAGGUAAUAUCCGCCGAUAGCAACAAUUUUCAAAUUCUUGCGUAAAUAAUAAUUAAAAAAAAAUAAAAUAAUCAAUAAGAUGUAUGAGUAAACAUAAAAAAUUUGAAAAUUUUCUGAUGCGUAAGAUAAAAUAACAAUGAAGGCAGAUUGCUACUCGUGGACAUUGAUCCAAAACAAAAAGAAUUUUUAAAUUGGUUAAUUUCUCUUCUAUUCGCUUAUCGUAAUGUCAUAAAUUAGUCUCAGAAUAUUUGCCAGCUGUUGUCAGUGGUUUUAUUUUUACGCUCGCGGGUGGUUCUUCAAAAUUAAAAAAUCAAGAUUAAAAAUUCAUUUCAAGUCUUCAGAUCCAUCUUGAUAUCAUUUCAUAGUCUGAGAAACGCUAAAUACAUAGAUAGCAGACACGCUAUGCAAAGUAAAAAAAAAUAAAAAUAAAAUUUUCGUAAUAUAGCGAUCAUCAUUUGAAAAAUGAUAUUUAUUUCACGCUUUAAUAAGACAAUUUCUAACAUAAAAUUAAUAUUAACAUCAAUUAUUUAAAAUAGAAUAAACAUUACAAUAUUAAAAAUUACAAAUUAAACAUCAAUCGAGUGAAAUGAUAAUGUACCUCGAUAUUUAUCGCUUAUCACCGGAACAUCUGCAAUUUAUUUAAACGAAACCAUAAGGAAGCAAAAAGGAAUCCGAGACGUACUUUCUACCGGAAAGAAAUCAAGGAACUUUACGAAACAAUUCAGGACGUGUUCAUUAACAGAGUCUUGAUAUGGCCACGAUGGCUGGAGGGGAAUAUACAUCCGUGAAGGACUUUUACAGGGAUAGGUCGAUUUUUAUAACCGGAGGUACGGGUUUCAUGGGUAAAGUUCUCGUCGAGAAGCUACUCAGAUCAUGUCCAGACAUCAAGAACAUCUAUCUUCUGAUGAGACCCAAGAAAGGCCAAGAUGUGCAAGAGAGGUUGCAAGAACUCUUAAAUGCACCGCUAUUUGAGAAAUUACUGCGGGAUUCUCCGGGCGAGCUGUCGAAGAUCAUACCCGUGGCUGGUGAUGUUACGGAGCCGGAACUGGGCAUCUCGGCAGACGAUCAAGAUAUGUUAAUACGAUCCGUAUCGGUCGUUUUUCACUCAGCGGCCACCGUUAAAUUCGACGAGGCGUUGAAACUCUCAGUCACCAUAAAUAUGUUGGGCACCAAAAGAUUGGUUCAAUUGUGCCACCGCAUGCGUAACGUGGAGGCGCUUGUUCACGUCUCGACGGCAUAUUGCAAUUGCGAUCGGCAUGAUGUCGCCGAGGAGAUUUAUCCGGUGGGGAAGGAGCCCGAGCAAGUGAUCGCUUUAACAAAGUGGAUGGAUGACAAGAUGGUCGAGGAGUUAACUCCAAAUCUGAUUGCUGGCCGACCAAAUACGUACACAUUUACUAAAGCGUUGGCCGAGCGAAUGCUCCAACGGGAGAGGGGUUCUUUACCAGUGGCGAUUGUCAGGCCGUCGAUCGUGUUGUCAUCCUACAGAGAACCGGUCGCCGGUUGGGUAGACAAUUGGAACGGGCCUACCGGGAUCAUUGCUGCCGCCGGAAAAGGCUUCUUCAGAACUAUGCUGUGCCGCAAAGAUAAAGUGGCGGAUUUGGUGCCCGUUGACAUAGUGAUAAAUCUAAUGAUUUGCGCGGCAUGGAGGACUGCCAUGCAUCGCACCGACACCAUCUCGAUUUACAACUGUUGCACCGGUCAGCAAAAUCCAAUAACAUGGAAGCAGUUCGUUGAUCUAUCGUUCAAAUAUAGCCGGAUACACCCGGCAAACGAUGCGCUCUGGUAUCCGGACGGUCGUUGUCACAGCUCCAUUAUCAUAAACAAAUUGUGCGUGACGCUUCAGCACACGCUACCCGCGCACAUCUUAGAUACCUUAGCAUGGCUGAAAGGCUCGCGGCCGAUAAUGGUCCGUGUACAGGCGAAACUCUCCAAGGCUGCCAAGUGUCUGGAAUAUUUCAGCACGAAAGAAUGGAACUUUAGAGAUGACAACGUACGACGACUCGGUGAGCAGCUCAGUCCGGAGGAUCGGGAAACAUUUAUGUUCGAUGUAAGGCAGAUCGAUUGGCCGUCAUACUUGGAGCAUUACAUCUUGGGAAUACGACAGUUUAUUUUGAAGGAGAGUCCGGACACACUGCCAGCUGCUCGUUCACACAUCACAAAACUUUACUGGCUUCACAGGGCUAUGCAAUUCGGGAUGCUGAUAAUAAUGUUGCGCGUUUUGCUAUUACGCAACGCCGCGACGCGAGGAGCCUUCUUUUCGCUGCUGUCUAUCGUACUUCGUAUAUGCCGCUUGAUUGUUUGACGGCUCAGAAUAGGCCCGGUCGAUGAUUGCGAUCAGCGUAACACGAAGCGGCCGCUAUCCACGGAGCGUUAUUUAAACGUACGAUUUGUUCUUCGACCUCGUUGCUCAGCCUCCUCAACGAUAAAGCGCUACCUUCAUACCACUUAUCGAUUGGCCUUCUCGAUAUUAAUCGUUGGCGAGUAACAUCAUCGGUUAUACGUAUUUGAUUUAUAACAAAAUGUCGGUUACCGAUUCGAUUGUGCGCGAGUGAACAAGAUCUUUGUGAUGAAAUUAUCCCCCGAUAAGUACAAGUUCUCAAAUUUUGCAUAUAUCACAAUAAUAAUAAUAAUAGUUAUUAUUAUUAUUAUAUUACCAAUGUUAUUCCUUAUAUUAUUUUGUGUGAAAUCAAUUGUCGAUUUCUAUACAUAUAGUAGUAAGUAGUAUGAUCGUCAUUGCGUGUUCCAUUAUGCUAUAGAAUAAAAAUAAACACGCAUCGCCACUUGA